AUGGAUGACAAACUGACCAAGACGCUGGAAGAUCGGUUGAAAUGUGCUGCAUCUCGGGGAUUCACUGCUGAGUAUCAGCAACAACAAGAAGAGCAAGACAACGUUGUUUGCUUUCGAAAGCUCGCCCCUGCUACUGUAGCUAAACAAGAGCGAGCUGUAGAUUGGGCACUUUGGAGGCAUUCUCGCAACGAGCCUAUACAUGCGAAUUUCGAUAAAGACGAGCCCGAUCCCACUCCUCGGACCCUAAAGCUAUUUGCAAGAGAGCUUGAUCGCAUACCGCACGCCUCUCCUCCGUCAAGACUAACCGAGCUACAAGUCAAGUACAAUCUGCCCACAGUGGUUCGCGAGCCAUUCCAUGUGACUCAUCAAGACAUCAAGCUACUCCAGCAUCGCCUAUUUGGCGAGGACGAGCAUGACUAUGAACAUGAGUCUGCAAGGGUCCAGAUUGGAGCUGCUCUCUCGCUCUUUGCAGGUUCAGCCGCGCGAGCUGGUGCGGUCGUUGAAUCGAGCAGCUACCGGAAUACAAACGAGUGCCUCUACUAUAAGCAUCUUACCUUUAAUAUUAAACGGACGAGCGGAUCAGAGGAAGUGAUACGCUGGGUCACCCUUGAUCCUGAGUUUUUGAAAGGGCAUCGUUACCGAGACGAUGAGAUAUUACCCAGAACCUGGUUCAAUUCUCAUCCUGUACUCGGGUUGGGGUUUCUCUUUUGGGUGUCUGUCAUUGGACUCGCAGACCAUGCAUUCAGAGGAAUCUCAACAAUCGAUGAGCUGCUGGAGAAACGCCCGCCAAAAGGAAAGGAAUCCUGGACACUUCAGUGGAAUGAUAAUGUCAGAGACCGUCCCUUUCUCCGGAUGGUCGCUGUUGAAGGACGUAGCCACGACCGCGCGUUGACUUUCUCAUCGCUGCGCCAUCAUAUCACGAGUUUGGCCCAACGAGACGGCUUUAGAGAUCCCCUACGCGUCCACGGAAUCCGAGGCGGAAUGGCAAACAAAAUAGACCCCAACGCAUCCACGGCUUCCCGUAAUCAGGGCCUUGAUCAUAAAAACUCAGCAACAUUUGUGAAGUACCAAUCACAACUUAAGUCUCUGGACAUGCAAGCUUUGUUUUAUGAUCUCAAACCGGACUACGAAUGCCGUGACAUGGAGCGAAGCGAGCCGGAUAAAUACCCAAUUUUGACUUCGGAGCGGACUACGUUGUAUUCUAUUAAAGCCAGAAAGCUUCGGUCAAAGCGACAAGAUUUUACUGCUAGUUGGUGGGCGGCUAGCUAUGAUGAAUACAUUGCGGGAAAUGAGUUCAACGAAAAGGAUACAACGAAUCUCUUUGAUAUCUACUCCAAAUACAUACCUGAAAGGGCUCGACUCAAAGAGAACCUUUUCAAAGAGGCCUCCCUUGAUAGUGAGGUUGGCAGGCAGUGUCUGCAAGAUGCAGUAAAUCUUUGCAUGUCAACAGAAAGAGUUGCAUAUUACCCCGGGCUAUCGCCAGUUGAUGGACUGUGUCCUGUGUGCUCUUGUUCAAUGUCUAGCAGUGUCUCCCUUCAGUUCCGCGCAAAACAUAUUCUGCAGUGCAGGAGAAAAUCGAUGAAUGCCGCACCUUAUCAGCAGCAAUACCAGAACGGCAAAAGGGCCCAUCGACGAGUCGGCCGCGUAUUUCUCGAAUUCUGUUAUCUUUGUACCCUCUUCUGCAAUGACGAGGCCGACUGGGCUCGGCACUGCAAAACCCAUUUGCAAAAUCUCCAACCCCGAUGUGGUAGGCUUACAUUCCGCUACACACUUGUUGCCCCUGGAUUCUGCCCAUUCUGUUUGGGUGACGAGAGGAUGCCACCGGAAAGACGGUUUACACAAUGGAUGAAAACUGCCACCCUACUGAAUCAUAUUGACAAUCAGCAUUUGAGCAAGUUGAGUUUCGAGAAAGCUAUUUUAUGCCCUCAUCCCUGCUGUGGUGACACAAAUUACAAGGGCGUGACAGGUCUUAAACGCCAUUUCUACAAUGUCCAUACGCUCAGGGAAUCUCGUUCGAACUGCGUUUCGAGGAAGAGAACAUGGGAUUUCAGUGACGAUCGUGCUCAGCUGGAUGAAGCACGACCUGUGGAAAACUCUGGGGUUGACAGAGCUACGGUUGAAGAAUCGUGCCAGCCCAGGGAUCAGUGCGACGGUCCGCCACAGCCCGCGAGCAAAAAGCGCCGUUCCUCACCCUGA
Messenger RNA from Histoplasma mississippiense, 2196 nucleotides. RefSeq lists its product as hypothetical. The record is from RefSeq and is a predicted model, not a curated record. Bases 1 to 2196 code for a protein of 731 amino acids. NCBI's taxonomy places the organism in Eukaryota, Fungi, Ascomycota, Eurotiomycetes, Onygenales, Ajellomycetaceae. The transcript is spliced from 8 exons.